CUGCGCCCAGAGCUACCUGGGAAAAGUUCAAGAUGGCUGCCUCCAUCUUGGAGCCGGUGUGAGGCUAGCGAGGGCGUUCUCCAUCGUCAUCUUCUUGAGGGCUACCUCUUGUCCUCAGGCUUGGGCUCGUGCAGUGUGCUGUUGUGGGGAAGACGAGGGCAAUGGCAGGGAGCCUCUCUUGGAGGGCAGGCAGGGGCCUGUGGGGAUGGCUGCCCCUGGCCUGCAGAAGCUUCUCUUUGGGCGUUCCUGAUUUGUCCCGUGUGAGGGUCACUCUCCCACUCCCUAAAGUAGUGGACCGUUGGAACGAGAAGAGAGCCAUGUUCGGGGUUUAUGACAACAUCGGGAUCCUGGGAAACUUUGAAAUGCACCCCAAAGAACUGAUCAGAGGUCCCAGAUGGCUUCGAGGCUGGAAGGGGAAUGAAUUGCAGCGUUGUAUCAGAAAGAAGAAAAUGGUUGGGAAUCGUAUGUUCAUUGAUGACCUGCAUAACCUUAACAAACGCAUCAGCUAUCUCUACAAACAUUUUAACAGACAUGGGAAGUACCGGUAGAACAGAAGGUUGGGGACUGUGGAAGUAGUGCAUUUGUUACCCUGAAAGGGGGAACAGAAAUUUUUUUUAAUGAGGAAAGGACUUUGUAUGCGCUCUGUAAUAAAAUGUGGCUUCCUUGGAA
Messenger RNA from Choloepus didactylus (southern two-toed sloth), 669 nucleotides. RefSeq names its product mitochondrial ribosomal protein L51 (gene MRPL51). The record is from RefSeq and is a predicted model, not a curated record. Gene Ontology annotation, cellular component: mitochondrial large ribosomal subunit. The transcript has 3 exons. Lineage: Eukaryota; Metazoa; Chordata; Mammalia; Pilosa; Megalonychidae. Gene Ontology annotation, biological process: translation. The coding region runs from base 162 to 548 and encodes 128 amino acids. Gene Ontology annotation, molecular function: structural constituent of ribosome.